Messenger RNA from Phytophthora nicotianae INRA-310, 1589 nucleotides. RefSeq lists its product as hypothetical. Lineage: Eukaryota; Oomycota; Peronosporomycetes; Peronosporales; Peronosporaceae. Bases 671 to 1501 code for a protein of 276 amino acids. The record is from RefSeq and is a predicted model, not a curated record. The transcript has a single exon.
CAACGUCGUACAGAAAGCUCAAGGUCGACAGUGCAAACUUUAGCGCGACAUGCCGCAAUUUGCGCAGGCGAUUUGAUCAAGAUGAGGCGGUUCCCACCGAACCGAAGCGAUCACCGGAUCGUCAAUCGCUUCAAGAGUCUUGGCAAGACGGGGUCAUUGUUGACGAGCCAGACGCCAGAUUGAACCUUUCAAGAUUCCGCAAAGAAGAACCGGAAUUCUGCUUCUUCAUGCGUCACAGAGUCAGCGGCAGAGAUGAUCUCCAACUUUUUGAAAAGUGUAGCCAUUUUGACAUGACGAAGUUGAAGUGGUCUCCGCUAUCUUUGGCAGCUUUUCGCGCUUUAUUACUGCGCAGCCAUGGGCUCCGCUGUGGGGGUACAACGCAUUGAGACGCUUCGUCGUACCUCGCAUGCAGCGUUUGAACACGGCCGAGCCGCCGCUGUAAUAGCACACGUCGGGCUCGUUCGUGUCAUUCGCGUCGCUGAGAGAUGGUACGCCGUAGUCGACCAGCGCGUGAUCUCGCGUGUAAAUCGAGUGGUGGAGGAGCAAGUUGUGCGACGCAUUAAUCUGCUAGCCGACCACAUCGAAGUGGCGUCAAAGCUGUGGUUUGUCAAGAGCAUUUCCACCACAUCCAUCGCCGAGGCAUUCGACAUUGACACGAAAGAGUGCGUGGAUGAUAUUGGAGGAAUUCUUUAAUAGGAAGCGCAAACGCACUGACUCGUAUUCGCUCAGUGUUCGCAAGGUGCAAGUGAGCAAACGGGAUUACGAAGUGUACAACUGCGGGCCGGAGCUUCUGGACGUGCCAUCUUGGAACAAAGUAGCUCACGUGCUCGAGCUGCAGAGCCCCGAGGUGACUGAUUUCCUGCUGAACAAAUGGCGAUGGACAGUGUGGCAGCCACCAACGUCGUGGCGCGUCAAGGUGGAUCAAGUAUUCAACGUCACUCUCCACAUUGGUAUUCGUCGCGAGGGUUUUCUAACAGGCGAAAUCCGUGUCGUACGUCUGCGGCUCGGUCGGAAAUGGGUUGGCGCUCACCAUUUGAGCGAGGACAUGGCUCACCCGAUGAAAAGUCAGUGGCUGCAUCGUGUAGACUACGAAAUAGGAGAUCAAGUACAUACAGCCGAAAGUGAAUUUUUCAAGACUGUGAAAGCUGCGUGGGAAGAUUACAUCACCGAGCUGGCCAAACUGCCUCAGGAGGUUAAAGACGACGAUAACUCUGCGGAACAAUUCCCGUACGACGAGCAGGAGAAGCGGACGUCGCUACGGAUAAAGCAUCUAUUGGAUACAUCACUGGAGAAUAUUCUGAAUGACCGCCGGACGAUGUUCAGGAUGCCACAUCAAUACGAACUAUGGCGAAUGGAGCAAGAAGACGCGCCCGAACACCGUAAAGAUGGCGCAGAUGACCACAUGGUCGGACCUAUUUUCCAAGGUCCUAUUGAAGAGCUCAUAGAGCUGUAUGAAGAGAAGGAUAUGGCUGUCGAAGAUGUCGAUGUGCAAUGGUCAUAGGAAAUAAUAGGAGUUCAUUUCGUCUGCAUUAUUGUCGUUUACCGGCUCGACCCUUUGGGAAUUUAUCCAGUAGCAACACAAUCUGCUU